Molecule: messenger RNA, 3037 nt
Organism: Argiope bruennichi
Lineage: Eukaryota; Metazoa; Arthropoda; Arachnida; Araneae; Araneidae
Exons: 3
Coding region: 243-1334 (363 amino acids)
Source: RefSeq, a predicted model, not a curated record
AAUCAGUUUUCUGUCCAAGCAUAUGCUAUCGAAACUACUUCAAGGACUCAAAUUUAAAAGUCAUAUGACAAAACUAAACUUGGAUUGCGUAUAAACAUUUUUGUAUAAAGUCAAAGCUAUGACUUAACAACGCAAACCUAUCAAAAUUGACGGAUGUUUAUUUUUAGUUUGUGUUUUUUCUAAAAGGGGGAUACGGCUUGAGAAAUUUACGCAAUCAGGAAAUAAAUAACAGUUUGGUGAAAAUGUCACGACUGAAUCUCUUGGCAUUCUUUGUUUUUAUUACAUCCUUGGCUGUAAUCAAACUGUCCGUUCCUGGAAACGACAAAAAUAAAGAAAUCUGGCGAGGAUUGCUACAAUUUACAGAAGCAGCUGAAAAGCAAUUGACCGACAAACCCAUUCCAGACUUGAAAUACUGGAGAUCGCAAAGAAUCAGGACCAUCGAGACACUCGAAGAGCUGAGACAGAAACUUGACAAUGUUUGUUUUUACACCAACUGCGGCAAAGCAGCUGGAAGUGGAAUGGGAAUAAUAUGCGCUCUGACAGCCCUCUCUACAUUUCUUAUGAGUCUUAUAGGAAUACCCAUCUCGAUCCCAGUAAUGAGUGUCGGUGGCUUUACGUGCCCAACAGGUUACUUAACAAGAGAAGCAUCGCUUAUAAUAGAAUCGAUUUUGUCAAAAAAAUACCAGAAUGAGUUGCAAGCUGUUUUGAUGAAAGACAAAGAACUUUCUCGAUCUUUGAAUGAAUGGUUGAAAUUUUCACCGAACCUAGAAGAGGAGUUUCGAAACAUUUUCGGCUUUGAUUUUAAAUCAAAGGAUUCAAUAUCUUUCAUAAUACUCAAUGAAUUUCAUAGACUGUUUAUUGUUACUAAAAAUUUCAAAAAAUCUCUAGAUCUCCUGAAACAGGGAAAAUAUUCCUCGUUUAUAGGCAAAGGUAUCGGAAUCGAGGAUUUGCAGCUAUUUAGUAAACGAAUGCAAGAUUCUCCUGAAAUUUCAAAUAAAAUUCGAAUUUAUUUAUCUAUUUUAAGCGAUCUUAUUCAAAUUUCACAAAAUGAGAUUGAAAUCUUUCGAAACCCGAAGGUGGAAAGAAUGUUUUCCUCGCUUUCAUUCAUUCUAGAUAAAGUUGAUAUAAAAAUUCCACCAACAAUAGAAGUUCCUGCUUUCCUUUUGCUUAAAGUGUUAGAUUUGGCAAAAGAAGUCGGUUCUUUCAUAGAUGCGACAAAAAUUAUCAAAGAUGGUAAAUGCCCGUAUUCUGAUGGCAUAAUAUAUAUUAUAGAUAUGUUGAAACUAGAACUAACUACAAUAGAGUCUUCGUUCCCAUUUACCAUAAAGCAAUAGAGUAAUUACUGACUUGUUAAAACUAGAAUGGACUUUUCAAAUAAUCUAAUUGAGUGCAGUAAUUGCAAAUUUGCAAGAAAUAAUAGUAACUUUCAUUAAAUAAUAAAUAAAUUAGUACAAAUUAGAAUGAUAGUUUUUAUUAUAAAUAACUUCCACAUAUUCUUCUAUUUCAAGAAAAUCUACAAUAAUUGCAGACACGCCAAAAGUAGAAAUGACUUUCACAGCCUGUAUUAUUCCAGCCAAUUCUAUCAAAACUGUAUUAUUCCAGAUAAUUACAGGCUUGGUAGAAUUAGAAUUGCUUUACUUAAAUUCUUCAUUUUCCAAGUAGCCUGAUUCAAUACAGUAACUGCAAACCUUGCAAGGAAUGGAAUUGACUUGUAUAGAAUGUUCUUAUCCAAAAUCAUUCAAUGAUUUCUCAGAUACUAUGAUUUGAUUCUGUACAUAUUAUUCUUAACAGAUUUUUAAAUUUUGAAGAGUAUUUUUAUUUCUAUUUUUCAGAGCAAUUUAAAUAUUACGACAUAAAUUUUAAUAAUGAUUAGUGAUAAAGUAAAACUUUUCUGUAGAAUGUUUUUCGAAAAAUCCGAAUGUUCGGAAAAGUUUCAGAAGACCUAUUAGAGACUACCAUCAUAGUCUUGUUUCAUUUUAUAUUUUUUUUACCACUUCAAUAUAAAGAAACUGUAUUUUUCCUUCACUGCUACGAAAAUGUUUUAACACUAUGAAAUUUACAAAGUGGCUUGUUAUUUGUAAAUUGUGGCAUAUAUGAGGAAAAAUUCCUUCAAAACGCUUUCCAGCGGCGACUACUGAGCUACUUGCAGCUAUCUAAUCUUACGCAUAGUUACUUCUGAUAUAAUAUGUGCUCACUAAUAAAGAACUUCUAAAAACUUUGAUUCCAUCUUUAAUUAAAAAUUAUUCAAAAUUUUAAUGCUUUUUCUCAGUAGCUUCAAAUAAUGCUAAUUUACAAAAAUCUUUUUUACACAACUUUAAAAUUCAAAAAAUAAACUUUUCAAGGAUACCACUUUUAUUUAUUUACUAUUUUUUCUCUAAUUCUAAUAAUUAAAAAAAUAUUUUGCAGUAUGUUUUACAACAAAAUUUCUCUUUGAUUUAUUUGCUGAGUGUACGCACACGCGAGUUGCGAUAAUAAUAAAAGCAUGUUUUGUAUGGAUGUCACCUAGCUAAGAUUAAAUUGUAAACAUGAUGUAAAAAUUGAAAAAGCAAACCUAAAUUAUUAUUUAAAAAAACCUUAUCAUGUUAUGAUGCCUUAUCAUAGAGAAAGUCGUAAUGAAGUUUGGAAUUAGAGAAUUAAAUCUCCUUUUCUUAAUAUUCAUAUUAAUUAUAAAGUGCAUUAAUGACCUGAUUAUUACAAACAGAGUGAUGAAGAAGAUUAUCUCUCUGAUAAUUACAGGUAACAACAUUGAAAAUAAUUAUUGCUUUCUUAAUAUGAAUAGUGAUUAAAUAGCUUUUAAAAAUGAUAUACUUUUGUUAAAAUGAAAAUUAUUUGUUUUUAUAUUACAUUUUAUAUUAUCGAAACUCAUGCAAGUCUUAAAGUAAUUACUUAGCCAAUAAUGGCUUUUGUGCCGUAAAAUAAAAACAAAUUCAACUGAACUUAAUUUUAUUUCAUCAAAAACUGUUCAUGUCAAUUAUUUCACAAGAAACUUUAAAAAAAAAAAAUUCAGAUUGGCUACAGAAAUUUAUAUAGAAAAAUU